CCCUUUUCGAAAAUCCCACUCUUCCAAAAAUUUCAGCUCGAUUCUCUCCGACGAUCACAUGUUCAUGUAUACAUCUUCUUCUUCUUCCAUAGCCUCAUUCUCGAAUCUUAUCUAGCUCAUGUCAAUUUUUCUGUGAAAUUUCUUUACAUUUCUGUAAUGUCGGUCUUAUCAUUACCUUUAUUCACCAUUACUCAUCAAUCCAAGCUCUCAUUCCCUCCAUUUUCAAAGCUUCCAAGCAAGCCAUUUCUACUACCUUCCAUUCUUUGCAACGCCGCCGCUUCUCAUGGAGCCAAGCCGGUGCGAGCCUCCACCAGCGAACCGGCUUCCACCAAGUCGGCUGAGACGAUCGCCGUUGAUAAUGCUGAUUCCGAAGAGUCAACUCUCUUCGUCAUCCGUGCGCGUAACCAGAUCGGACUACUCCAGGUUAUCACAAGGGUCUUCAAAGUCCUUGGCCUGUCCAUCGAUAAGGCCAGCAUUGAAUUUGAGGGCGAAUUCUUCGUUAAGAAGUUUUUCGUUACCGACUCGCACGGGAAUAAGAUUGUCGACGAAGAGAGCUUGGAGAAGAUAAGAAAUGCUCUGAUGGAUGCAAUCGGCGGUGAUGGCGACGGCGAUGUGGUGGGUCCAGCGACGAGGGGUGUGGUUGUGAGGAGGCCAGCGUUGGGGAUGGGGACCGGGGAGAGGAAAGCCAAAGCGGAGAGGAUGUUUGCUUUGAUGGAUGGGUUUCAGAAGAACGAUUCGAUGACUCUUCAGAAGGAUAUUCUUAAUCACGUUGAGUAUACUGUUGCUAGGUCCCGCUUUAGUUUCGACGAUUUUGAAGCUUAUCAGGGUUUGUCGCAUAGUGUGAGAGAUCGGUUAAUCGAACGUUGGCAUGAUACUCAGCUCCACUUCAGGAGGAAAGAUCCUAAGCGCGUAUACUUCCUCUCACUCGAGUAUCUUAUGGGUCGGUCCUUGUCAAAUAGUGUCAUCAACCUUGGUAUCCGAGAUGAAUAUGCGGAGGCUUUAAGCCAGCUUGGCUUUGAAUUUGAAGUCCUUGCAGAGCAGGAAGGAGAUGCUGCCCUUGGAAAUGGUGGACUUGCUCGUCUUUCAGCAUGCCAGUUGGAUUCUCUAGCAACUUUGGACUAUCCUGCAUGGGGUUAUGGACUUCGCUACCAAUAUGGAUUAUUUCGCCAGCUAAUUCUGGAUGGUUUCCAACAUGAACAACCUGACUACUGGUUGAAUUUUGGAAAUCCUUGGGAGAUAGAGCGAGUUCAUGUAACAUAUCCAGUGAAGUUCUAUGGAACUGUUGAAGAGGAAGUCGUGAACGGGAAAAAAAGUAGAGUUUGGAUCCCUGGAGAAACGGUUGAAGCUGUAGCUUAUGACAAUCCUAUUCCUGGCUAUGGAACAAGGAAUACGAUUACACUACGCCUUUGGGCUGCUAAACCAAGUGAUCUAUAUGAUAUGGAGUCUUAUAAUACUGGAGAUUACAUAAAUGCUGUUGUCAAUAGACAGAAAGCAGAAACAAUAAGUAGCGUCUUGUAUCCUGAUGACCGCUCUCAUCAGGGGAAGGAACUUAGAUUGAAGCAGCAAUAUUUCUUUGUCUCAGCAUCCACACAGGACAUCAUUCGAAGAUUCAAAGAUGGUCACAAUAACUUUGAUGAGUUUCCAGAGAAGGUUGCUCUACAGUUGAAUGAUACUCAUCCAUCACUUGCCAUAGCUGAACUCAUGAGAGUUCUUGUUGAUGAAGAGAAUUUGGAUUGGGAUAGAGCAUGGGGCAUUGUUUGCAAAAUCUUCUCCUUCACAACACACACAGUAUUGGCAGAAGGACUUGAAAAAAUCCCCGUUGAUUUACUUGGCAGUCUACUUCCUCGCCAUUUGGAAAUUAUAUAUGACAUUAAUUUCAAAUUUAUGGAAGAAUUGAAGAAGAAGAUAGGUUUAGAUUACAAUCGUCUGUCCCGAAUGUCAAUUGUUGAAGACGGUGCUGUGAAGAGUAUUCGGGCGGCGAACCUAUCAAUUGUUUGUUCCCAUACUGUAAAUGGUGUUUCAAAAGUACAUUUUGAGUUAUUAAAGACCAAGGUGUUCAAGGACUUCUAUGAGCUGUGGCCUGAGAAAUUUCAGUACAAGACAAAUGGUGUAACUCAGCGACGAUGGAUUGUAGUAAGCAAUCCCAGUCUUUGUGAUCUUAUCACAAAAUGGCUUGGAACAGAAGCUUGGAUUCGCAAUGUUGACCUUCUGACUGGCCUCCGAGAAUGUGCUACAGAUGCAGAUCUACAGCAAGAAUGGAAGAUGGUUAGGAGGGUUAAUAAAAUGAGGCUUGCAGAAUACAUUGAAGGGCUGAGUGGUUUAAAGGUCAGUUUAGACGCAAUGUUUGAUGUACAGAUCAAGCGAAUACAUGAGUACAAAAGACAGUUGCUUAAUAUCCUCGGCAUUAUCCAUCGAUAUGAUUGUAUCAAGAAUAUGAAUGAGAGUGACAGGAGGAAGGUUGUACCGCGUGUCUGCAUAAUUGGAGGGAAAGCUGCUCCUGGAUAUGAGAUUGCAAAAAAGAUUAUCAAACUUUGUCAUGCUGUUGCAGACAAAAUUAACAAUAAUAGUGAUAUUGGAGAUCUCCUAAAGCUGGUUUUUAUACCUGAUUACAAUGUAUCUGUUGCUGAGUUGGUGAUACCAGGGGCUGACCUUUCACAGCACUUGAGCACUGCAGGGCAUGAGGCCUCAGGAACUGGUAGCAUGAAAUUUCUUAUGAAUGGAUGUCUACUCUUAGCUACAGCUGAUGGUUCAACAGUUGAAAUUAUUGAAGAAAUUGGGGCAGAAAAUAUGUUUUUGUUUGGUGCAAAGCUGGAUGAAGUUCCCAUCUUGCGUGAGAGAGGACCCAACACGAAAGUGAAUCUGCAAUUUGCACGGAUCGUGAGAAUGAUCAGAGAUGGUUAUUUUGGCUUUCAAGACUAUUUUGAGUCACUAUGUGAUACUGUGGAGGCUGAUAAGGACUUCUACCUCCUUGGUUCUGAUUUUGGAAGCUAUCUAGAGGCACAGGCUGCUGCCGAUAAAGCAUUCGUCGAUCAAGAGAAGUGGACCGAGAUGAGCAUUCUUAGUGCUGCUGGAUCGGGAAGGUUUAGCAGUGACCGAACAAUCCAGGAGUAUGCUGAACAGACAUGGGGGAUAGAAGCGUGCAGGUGUCCUUUCUGACCACAAUAACAUGACUAGUUUUUAUUUCUCAGUAAAUUUAACUACUUUUAAUAAGGGAAUUACUAGUUACCAUUAUCUAGGGUUGUUCCUUUUUCAAGGAUGUGUAUACCACUGUGACAGUCUUGUAAUUUUCCCAGUUGAACUGCUGAAAUUUUGAAAUAAAAUUACUUACAUUAGUGCU
This is a messenger RNA of Humulus lupulus (European hop), 3337 nucleotides long. RefSeq lists its product as uncharacterized. The transcript is spliced from 22 exons. Bases 157 to 3156 code for a protein of 999 amino acids. Gene Ontology annotation, molecular function: glycogen phosphorylase activity; pyridoxal phosphate binding. The record is from RefSeq and is a predicted model, not a curated record. Gene Ontology annotation, biological process: glycogen catabolic process. Gene Ontology annotation, cellular component: cytoplasm. NCBI's taxonomy places the organism in Eukaryota, Viridiplantae, Streptophyta, Magnoliopsida, Rosales, Cannabaceae.